CUAUGUGUGGCUGUAUGCCUCUAUGCUAGGUUACCUGCCGCCAUUUUAAUAUCAUUGUGUUGUUUUGAUUUGAGUUGAGUGCCGGUUAUCUUGUUUUCUCCUCCCAAUUUUGGUUGAGUUGAGGUUCUUGAGAAGCCAUACUCCUCGGGUCAUACAGUGCAAUAGUCCUAGUUACUUUAGUGAUUGGUCAUCAAUCAUGGCAUUUCGAAAGUGUUGUGUUGGUGAUUGCGAAUCUACAAGUAACUCUCAUAAACUGUUUUACAUGCCCCUAAACGAUAAUUUAAGGAACUUGUGGUUGUCAUUCCUAAUUCCUACAAACCCUAACUUACUUGGACUCACUAAAAAUCAGUUAAGGAACAAGUUUGUUUGUGACAAGCAUUUUGAUAGAACACAGUUUGAUGAUCGUGGAGUCAGGAAUCGUUAUUCAUAUCCCUGUCUGUUUACGCGGACAGAGAUACUGCACGGCGUUCCACUUAGUACUGAGGAGUACAGAGUGGAAAAGGAGCACAACUACUGUGGGGCCCAAAUUGAGGAUGACAAUCAUACUCAAACUAUAAACAUUGUUAAGGGCAUGCAAGGUGAUGUUCAUUUAAUUGAUCAUUCAUAUUCACUACCAUCAACAAGUGGAACAACAAUUACUUUAAAAAUUCAGAGUGAAGAUGUUUAUCUUCAAGACCAUCAGCCAUCGCCCCGUCAACCAGCCAAAUAGCAAUAGCUUCAGAAU
Molecule: messenger RNA, 724 nt
Organism: Helicoverpa armigera (cotton bollworm)
Lineage: Eukaryota; Metazoa; Arthropoda; Insecta; Lepidoptera; Noctuidae
Exons: 4
Coding region: 197-709 (170 amino acids)
Source: RefSeq, a predicted model, not a curated record